GUUCCUGUUGUCUUCGACUCUCUGCCCAACACAGCACUGAAAGCACCUACCUUUGUACUGCCUCGUCUUCAUGCUCUCUUCAAUGUCUUCUCAGAUACCCUAUAAACCAUAAUUUCUUCUUCAAUCUCAAAUCUUUCUAUUUUUUCGCUGAAAAAUUUCGUUAUUUACAUAUAUUUAAAACCCAAUUUUAUUUUAUUCUUUGAUUGUUUUAAGCUGCCAUGGCGACGCAAAGACCUCAGAGAUCGCCGGAAGAAAUCGAGGACAUAAUUCUGCGGAAGAUCUUCCUCGUAACCUUAAAAGAAUCCGGGGAAACGGAUUCUCGCAUCAUCUACCUUCAGAUGAUCGCCGCCGAAAUUCUCAGCGAAGGUAAGGACCUCAGGCUCUCUCGCGACUUAAUGGAGCGAGUGCUUAUCGAUAGGCUCUCCGGUGACUUCUCCUCGGGGGAGCCUCUAUUCCAGUACCUCGUUGGCUGUUACCGACGCGCGCACGAGGAGGCGAAGAAAAUUGCCUCCAUGAAAGACAAGACUGUCCGCUCCGAGAUGGAAUCCGUCGUUAAGCAAGCUAAGAAAUUGGCGGUGUCUUAUUGCAGGAUUCUCCUGGGCAAUCCUGACCUCUUCGGGAAUUCGAAUAAUGCUUUUGGUUUAGAUAGGAAAUCUAAUACUUCCUCGCCGCUGCUAUCAUUGAUCUUCUCCGAGGUAGGUUCUGGGGUUUUUGAAUUCGGUGGGAGUAGCAGCAGUGGAGGGGUACAGUGUCCUCCUGGGUUUUUGGACGAGUUUUUUAGGGAUUCGGAUUUAGAGACCUUGGACCCAAUACUGAAGGGAUUGUAUGAGGACUUGAGAGGCAGUGUGUUGAAGAUCUCGGCGCUUGGGAAUUUCCAGCAGCCGUUAAGGGCGUUGCUGUAUUUGGUGAGUUUUCCUGUUGGGGCUAAGUCUCUGGUGAAUCAUCCUUGGUGGAUUCCUAAAGGAGCAUAUUUGAAUGGGCGUGUCAUAGAGAUGACCAGCAUAUUGGGCCCUUUCUUUCAUGUGAGUGCCCUGCCUGAUGAUCCCAUCUUCAAGAGCCAGCCUGACGUUGGGCAGCAAUGUUUCUCUGAGGCAUCCACUCGUCGUCCUGCUGAUUUGUUAUCAUCAUUCACCACAAUCAAAACUGUCAUGAAUAAUUUAUAUGACGGUCUUGGAGAAGUACUUCUUUCUCUUCUUAAAAACACUGAUACUCGUGAGAAUGUUCUUGAAUACCUUUCAGAGGUUAUCAAUAAAAAUUCAUCAAGGGCCCAUCUGCAGGUUGAUCCUUUAUCCUGUGCUAGUUCAGGCAUGUUUGUCAACCUCAGUGCAGUAAUGCUUCAACUCUGUGAGCCGUUUUUAGAUGCAAAUUUAACAAAAAAGGAUAAAAUUGAUCCAAAAUAUGUGUUCUAUAGUAACCGUUUGGAUUUAAAAGGGUUGACUGCUCUACAAGCAUCAUCAGAAGAAGUUUCCGAGUGGAUCGAGAAAGGCAGCCCUUUCAAACCUGGUUCCUCUGGACAAAGUGGUGAAAAUGAAAAUCGCUUGCUACAGUCUCAAGAAGCAACCAGCUCAAGCAGCAAUAUGUCUAGACCUUCUCCCCGAAAUGCAAAACAAACAAAUAAAUACACAUUUAUUUGUGAAUGCUUCUUUAUGACCGCAAGGGUUCUCAACUUGGGCUUGUUAAAAGCAUUCUCCGACUUCAAACAUCUUGUCCAGGAUAUUUCAAGACGUGAAGAUACACUCGCCACUCUAAAAAGCAUGCAAGGGCAGGCACCUUCUCCACAGCUGGAGCUUGAUAUAUCUCGACUUGAGAAUGCCAUAGAGUUGCAUACACAGGAAAAGCUUUGUUAUGAAGCUCAAAUACUAAGGGUAUAUCCAAAUUAUAUCAGGAAUCCUUAUCUUAGAGCAAAGAUGGUUGAAGUGCUGAACUGCUGGAUGCCCCGAAGAAGUGGUUCAACUGCUACAUCAACUCUGUUUGAGGGGCAUCAAUUGUCUCUUGAGUAUCUUGUGAGAAAUCUUUUGAAACUAUAUGUUGACAUUGAGUUCACAGGUUCCCACACACAGUUCUAUGAUAAGUUCGACAUCCGGCAUAAUAUUGCUGAACUUCUUGAGUACUUAUGGCAGGUCCCUAGUCAUUGUAAUGCUUGGAGACAGAUUGCCAAGGAAGAGGAGAAGGGUGUCUAUCUGAACUUCCUAAACUUCUUGAUCAAUGAUAGUAUAUAUCUUCUUGAUGAAAGUCUUAACAAAAUUCUUGAGCUCAAAGAACUUGAAGCUGAGAUGUCAAACACUGCAGAAUGGGAACGAAGACCAGUCCAAGAGAGGCAGGAGAGAACCAGAUUGUUCCACUCGCAGGAGAAUAUAAUCCGUAUUGAUAUGAAGUUGGCAAAUGAGGAUGUAAGUAUGCUGGCAUUCACAUCUGAGCAGAUUACAGCUCCCUUCCUACUUCCUGAGAUGGUUGAAAGAGUAGCCAAUAUGCUCAAUUACUUUUUGCUUCAACUUGUUGGGCCCCAAAGGAAAUCCCUCAGUUUGAAAGACCCUGAGAAGUACGAGUUUCGUCCCAGACAUUUGCUUAAGCAGAUUGUUCGCAUAUACGUUCAUCUGGCAAGGGGCGACUCUGAUAACAUUUUUCCAUCCGCCAUCUCCAAGGAUGGUCGGUCAUACAAUGAGCAGUUGUUUAGUGCUGCUGCUGAUGUGCUCCGCAAAAUUGGUGAAGACAUGAGAAUUAUACAGGAAUUUGUUGAGCUCGGGGCAAAAGCCAAAGCUGCUGCAUCAGAGGCCAUGGACGCUGAAGCAGCCCUUGGUGACAUACCAGAAGAAUUCCUGGAUCCCAUUCAGUACACUCUAAUGAAGGAUCCAGUGUUAUUACCUAGUUCAAGGAUCACGGUGGACAGGCCUGUAAUUCAAAGACAUCUUCUUAGUGAUAAUACUGAUCCAUUUAACCGUUCCCAUCUAACUGUCGACAUGCUGAUUCCUAACACUGAAUUGAAGGCAAGAAUCGAUGAGUUUGUCAGAUUGCAGGAAUCAAAGAGAUACUUGAACAUUCAAAGCACCAAGACAACAUCACCACAAACAACAGAGGGGAAAAUGUUAAUUGAUUAGUGCAUUGUGAUGAUAUGUUUUAGUGGAUUGGCAGCUCAUAUUUAGAAUAUUUAGAAAAUUUCCUACAUUUGUGAUAAUUUGAACUGGAUUAUAUUUUUUUCCCCUGGUCUUACUUGUUAGUAGAGAAUAUGUAUCAUCAUGAAUAUGAAAAGCGUUCCCCAGCCUGUAAAGUUAAAAAGAGAAUACUUUGAAACUGUCUAGAAUGAAAAAUUCUGCAAGCAA
Molecule: messenger RNA, 3317 nt
Organism: Carica papaya (papaya)
Lineage: Eukaryota; Viridiplantae; Streptophyta; Magnoliopsida; Brassicales; Caricaceae
Source: RefSeq, a predicted model, not a curated record